Molecule: messenger RNA, 2193 nt
Organism: Papaver somniferum (opium poppy)
Lineage: Eukaryota; Viridiplantae; Streptophyta; Magnoliopsida; Ranunculales; Papaveraceae
Product: protein ALTERED XYLOGLUCAN 4-like
Exons: 4
Coding region: 600-1973 (457 amino acids)
Cellular component (GO): Golgi apparatus
Molecular function (GO): O-acetyltransferase activity
Source: RefSeq, a predicted model, not a curated record
UUUGUUCUUGGCGAAUUGGUUGGUCCAAUUAUCAUUAGGUUUGGGGUACCCAAGUUUUGCUUAGUUUCUUGGGCCACAGGAGAGUUGGUGCUUCUGCCAGUAAGUAGACGAUCAAAGUCCUUCAGUCCUGCUUAAGCAGGUUUUCAACUUUGCUCAGAAAUAAGUAACAGCACCCUACAUCCACAAAUCAGGAGCCGAACCGGACAAAACCCUAACCAGAUGAUGAAAUUAGUGAUCUCAAAGUUCUGCUUAUAUUCUCCAAUUCAUUAGUACUCAAAUGUGCAGCUGCUUCCCCGACCCGAAAUUCAUAAAAUUUCAUAAAAGUACAUAUUCACAUGGAAAUACACAUAUUACAAGGCCCUGAUUAAAGUGCAUCUCUUGUACUAAACUGUAACCUUGAUUACGCCGGCUAGUAUGCUAACCAAAAGGUAUGCACCAAAUCGGGCUGCACAGUAUGUUUCUCGGUGUCACGCCUGAAGCCAGACACAGCGCCCGAAUGCAAAUGCAAAGAAACCAAACUAUAUUACAGCGCAGGGGAGAACUUGUAAGUUUAUAAAGACUUAAAAUCUCCAUAUCUCUCUUUCCAAACAAUAAGAAAGAUGAUGCAGUCUGCUGCUAUUCUUGAAAAUCUGCCUUACUACACUAACAGGAAUGGAAAAGGCAAUGGAAUGCAGAUAGGAAAGUUAGUUUUGUUCUAUGCAUUAUGGGCUUUCGCUGCUGUUUCAUUUUUCACCGUCUUCAUUCUUUAUUCUCCAAAUCCUUUUAGUAACUUCAUGUUUAAGCAGCAUUAUCCAUUGGUGAAGAACACUACUUUAUCUGCUCUAUAUUCGGAAAAUGAUACGGAUCAGAGCCCUUUAAAGAGCAAUCCUGCCACCAUCAUGAACCUCCAAAAAGAGAGUAAUGAUGAGAAGAUCAAGUGCGACUUGUUUGAGGGGAAAUGGAUACCGGACCUCAACGGGCCAAUGUAUACGAAUUGGAGUUGUCCAUUGAUACCAGAUUCAAGGAAUUGCCCAAAAUUUGGAAGGGAAAAUGUUGAUUAUAUGAACUGGAAAUGGAUGCCAAAUGAAUGUGAGCUACCAAGAUUCGAUGCUAAAACGUUCUUAUCGAUUGUUCGAGGCAGAAAGUUAGCAUUUAUCGGCGAUUCCCUUGCUAGAAACCAAAUGGAUUCACUUCUUUGCCUAUUAUCUCAAGGUGAAACUCCAAAGGAUGUCUACACAGACGAUUUGGAUCGGUAUCGAAUAUUUUACUUUCCUUCUCAUGAUUUCACUCUCAUGGCCUACUGGACAACACACUUGACAUUUUCAGCAGCAAAAAAAGUGAACGGUUCAAAGACUGCAAUGUUCGAUAUACACCUCGACAAGAUCGACGAUAACUGGGCUCAGAAAUUACCUAGUCUGGAUUACGCUAUCAUUUCUAUAGGCCAAUGGUUUAACAGAAAAAACUACUUAUAUGAAGGUGGUAAAGUAAUCGGCUGCAUAUAUUGCGACGAACCAGAUGUGCCUAAUCUAGGAUUUCCUUUCGCUGUAGGUAAAGCCAUGGGCAAGGCACUAGAAUACAUCAGUGACUGUAAGGAUUGCAAGCCGUUAUUCACUUUGGCGCGGACAUUUUCGCCUGCACAUUUCGAGUAUGGAACUUGGAAUGAAGGAGGGAAAUGUAAUAGAACGAGUCCUUACACUGAAAAACAAGUUGAAUAUGACUUUCAAUUGGAAGUAAGGAAGUCUCAAGUGAAGGCAUUUGAGAACAUUAAGAAGAGAAGUGAUGGAAAGAGAUUCGAGAUUUUAGAUGUAACCAAGGCCAUGUUGAUGAGACCUGAUGGACAUCCAGAUAUCAAUUGGUACCAUAAGUAUCUGCAGGGUCAUACUGACUGUAUUCAUUGGUGUCUGCCCGGUCCUGUCGACCUAUGGAAUGAACUAUUGUUGGCUGUGCUGCAGAACAAAGAUGGUAAUUCGAUGGAGCAAACACAAUUGAAGUAGGUUCCAUGCAUGGUCUAAUGUUUGGAAUGCAUCGCGAUGAAUAUUUUUCCUUCUUAGGUAGGAAAGUUCUUGAAAAAUUAACUGUAACUGUGGGGUUUCUUACAUAGCUAAUGUAAGAAGGGUUUUCCAUUUGGGGUUUCUACUUUGUACCUACUAUUCCAUUAAUAAAAUUUCUAUUUACCGAUCAAAAAAAAGAAAGUUCUUGAAAAAUUAAGUCAGA